Messenger RNA from Trichosurus vulpecula (common brushtail), 2258 nucleotides. It is a transcript of the gene PPP1R8, whose product is annotated as protein phosphatase 1 regulatory subunit 8. The coding region runs from base 17 to 1072 and encodes 351 amino acids. The record is from RefSeq and is a predicted model, not a curated record. Gene Ontology annotation, cellular component: nuclear speck. The transcript is spliced from 7 exons. Lineage: Eukaryota; Metazoa; Chordata; Mammalia; Diprotodontia; Phalangeridae. Gene Ontology annotation, molecular function: mRNA binding; protein serine/threonine phosphatase inhibitor activity; protein binding.
GAGGGGGAGACGCAAGAUGGCGGCAGCCGCGAACUCAGGCUCUAGUCUCCCGCUGUUCGACUGCCCGACUUGGGCAGGUAAACCCCCACCUGGUUUACAUCUGGAUGUAGUCAAAGGAGACAAGUUAAUUGAGAAACUGAUCAUUGAUGAAAAGAAGUAUUACCUGUUUGGGAGAAACCCUGACCUAUGUGAUUUUACCAUUGAUCACCAGUCUUGCUCUCGAGUCCAUGCUGCCUUGGUCUACCACAAGCACCUGAAGAGAGUUUUCCUAAUAGAUCUCAACAGUACACACGGCACGUUCUUGGGUCACAUUCGACUGGAACCUCACAAGCCACAGCAGAUCCCCAUUGACUCCACAGUCUCAUUUGGUGCAUCUACCCGGGCAUACACUCUUCGUGAGAAGCCUCAGACAUUGCCAUCAGCGGUGAAAGGAGAUGAGAAAAUGGGCGGAGAGGAUGAUGAACUCAAGGGCCUACUGGGCCUCCCUGAAGAGGAGACUGAGCUUGAUAACUUGACAGAGUUCAACACAGCCCAUAACAAACGGAUUUCCACUCUCACCAUUGAGGAAGGGAAUUUGGACAUCCAGAGACCAAAGCGGAAACGGAAGAACUCUAGGGUAACGUUCAGUGAAGAUGAUGAGAUCAUCAAUCCAGAGGACGUGGAUCCUUCUGUUGGCAGAUUCAGAAACAUGGUACAGACUGCAGUGGUCCCAGUUAAGAAGAAACGUGUCGAGGGCCCUGGCUCACUCAGUUUGGAGGAGUCAGUGAGCAGGCGCAUGCAGAACUUUCCAUUCAGCGGAGGAUUGUAUGGGGGUCUGCCCCCUACCCACAGUGAGGCGGGCUCUCAGUCACAUGGCAUCCAUGGGACUGCGCUUAUUGGUGGCCUGCCCAUGCCCUACCCAAACCUCGCUCCUGAGGUAGACUUGACCCCUGUUGUGCCAUCAGCAGUGAAUAUGAACCCUGCACCAAACCCUGCGGUCUACAAUCCUGAAGCUGUAAACGAGCCGAAGAAGAAGAAAUAUGCAAAGGAGGCUUGGCCUGGCAAGAAGCCCACACCCUCCUUAUUGAUUUGAUAUUUUUGGUCCUGGGGUGGGGUGGGAAUUGGGUGGAAGGGAGGUUUGGGGAGCUAAUGAACUGAGGAAAAAAAAACUUUCCAUGUGUGCAGUAUCGUCUUUCAGAAUGUCUCUUGGUGUCCUAACCAUGUAAUUUUAAGACUGGGGUUGGGGCUGGGGUUGAAAUAUCCCGUUAAAGAUCCGUUUUCAGAAUGCUUUCUAUGUAUAGAAAUUUAUUUCAUGCAUCCUUUGAGCUAAACUGCCCAGCCACCUUUUCUCCAGGCCCUUCGACCUCCCUUUUAGGAUCAUUUUUUAAUUUGAAGUUAUAUACGUGUGUGUGUGUAUAUAUAUAUAUGAAGUUAUAUACAUAUAUAUAUAUAUAUAUCAUUUGUAAUGAACACCUGGCCCUUGUCUCCAAAAAUUCAAGAUGAGUUGGAUGGCCAUACAGCGGAAAAGCUGCUAGUGUUACUGAUGAUGUAGGUCAUGUGACCUGAUUUGUAUUUGCUGUACUUGAAAUUCCCAGAUAGUUUUGAUUUUAAUGAAUUUUCCCUGUGACAGUAGGGGUCUCAUGGAUUAUAGACUGGUGAGAAGAGGGUUCUAGAGUUCUUUAUGGGAACCUUAUCUAGGCUUAAACUUAAAGCUUUUCCCCAAGUCAAUGAGUUGAGGUCCUAUAGUUAGGGCUUUUCCCUUCUGUCCUUGCCGUUGGGAUGAGAAUGGUUAGAUACAGGUCUGUAGUUUGGGGUUACAGCGUGGUUUUAACUUUACCUGUGUUUUCUUAUAAAACAUCAGCACUCCAUUUGCAAAUGUUUCUCAUUUGAUUCUAUGGUACUAUUUUCUGAAGGCUUUAUUUCUCCUCUCAAAAUGUGUUAUGACCAUAAUUUUUUUAAAAAGGCUCCAGCCAUUUGAGGGUAGUUUAAAUUGAACAUUAAAUGAUUUUAUUUGGCAAGUGACUGACCAUCUCGAGGAGGAUGACUUUGUGGCUAGAUUCAGUAGCUUUUCUCCUUCCAGUGAAUGUGAGUCCUUGGUAGCUCAGCGCUCUAAGGCUGGUCUUGACCUACACACACAGGAGGCAAAGGUAGGAACAUUGAUGUGAGCUUUGGACAGAGGUUUGUACAUUUGUGAAAUAGACUUUUUUCCCACACUUUCUGUGUAGCUUUUUACCUGUAACCUCGAGUACAUUGUAAAUUAAAUGCGACUUUUUGCCAUU